Messenger RNA from Striga hermonthica, 1428 nucleotides. The record is from the annotation of a GenBank genome assembly. Lineage: Eukaryota; Viridiplantae; Streptophyta; Magnoliopsida; Lamiales; Orobanchaceae.
AUGGCGUCUCAUGAGAAUUUAGUGGGACCGGUCGGGCUCGACUGCCAAACGCUAGACGAGCUCAUCGAGUCCUACCUGUUAGAUCCUUACAGCCUAGACGACUUCUUUACCUACAAUGUUGACAAUCAACGGACACAGUUAUAUGUUCAAAUCAACAGACACGAGUCAUCCGCUAACCUCAGUUUCUCGUCCAACGGGAGUUCCGUUACCCAACACGACUCUUUGUCGGACACCAACAACUCCAUUCAGAAUAACCUGUCACUAAAAGAAGCAACAGAGAUUAUUAUUCACCGCAAGAACUUAAAAGAGAUGCUCGUAGCUUGCGCGAAAGCUUUGUCAUUCAACGACCUAUCGACUUUCGACCGCUUGAUGUCCGAAUCACGUAAGAUGGUUUCUGUCCGUGGAGACCCGAUACGGAGACUAGGCGCGUACAUGCUCGAAGCUCUAAUCGCUCGACUCGCCCUCUCAGGAAGCUCGAUUUACAAAUCCUUAAAAUGCAAAGAGCCCAAAAGCUCAGAUCUUUUGUCCUACAUGCACUUGUUGUAUGAGGCGUGUCCGUAUUUCAAGUUCGGCUACUUGUCCGCCAACGGAGCCAUAGCCGAGGCCAUGCGUGACGAGCCACAGAUACACAUAAUAGAUUUCCAAAUCGCGCAGGGAGCCCAAUGGGCACCCCUCAUCCAGGCCCUUGCAGGCCGGCCCGGUGGGCCCCCACGGGUUCGGAUCACAGGUAUCGACGACCCGGUUUCGAGCCACGCGCGGGGUGGUGGGCUCGAGAUCGUGGGUCGAAGGCUUUCGGGCCUGGCUAAGUCGUGCGGGCUCUCAUUGGAGUUCUGCGGGGUUUCGGUCCCGGGCUGCGAAAUCGAGACGGGCCAUCUGGAGGUUCGGGCAGAGGAAGCCGUGGCAGUAAAUUUCACGCUUGUGCUGCACCACAUGGCAGACGAGAACGUGGGCCAGGCCCGGAACAACCAGCGGGAUCGGUUGUUGAGGAUGGUGAGGAGGUUGUCCCCGAAGGUGAAGGUGGUGACUCUGGUGGAGCAGGAGUUGGACACGAGCGGUGCCCCGUUUGUGGCCCGAUUUGUGGAGACACUCGACUACUACCUGGCUGUGUUUGAGUCGAUGGACGUGGCCUUGCCGAGGGAGGACAAGGAGAGGGUGAAUGUGGAGCAGCAUUGCCUGGCGCGGGACAUUGUGAAUAUUAUAGCGUGUGAAGGAGUGGAGAGAGUCGAGCGGCAUGAGGUGCUAGACAAGUGGAGAUUGCGGUUUAGUAUGGCGGGCUUCAGGCAACUCCCCUUGAGCCCGCUUGUGAAUGCCACGAUUAAGGGUUUGCUCGAGAGUUAUAAUGAGGGCUACACGCUUAGGGAGAGCGAUGGGUGUCUGUAUCUCGGAUGGAGGAAUCGGGAUUUGGUCGCAUCUUGUGCAUGGGUGUAA